UAUACGGAACCGCGGGGGGCCGUGGGGAGCAGCGGAAGCCGCGUCUUGCCGAUUUGCGGAGCGUAGCUCAUCUCCCCAGUCCACUCCCAAGGCUCUCAGCCAGCAGUGUGGGAAAAUGGCAGUGAGCCACUCGAUGAAGGAACGGACAAUCUCCGAGAACAGCCUGAUCAUCCUGCUGCAGGGCCUCCAGGGCCAGGUAACCACUGUGGACCUGCGGGAUGAGAGCGUGGCCCGUGGACGCGUAGAAAACGUUGAUGCUUUCAUGAACAUCCGCCUAGCCAACGUCACCUACACGGACCGCUGGGGGCGUCAGGCUGAGCUGGAUGACCUCUUUGUAACAGGCCGUAACGUCCGCUAUGUCCACAUCCCAGAUGACGUGAACAUCACCGAGACCAUUGAGCGGCAGCUGCAGAUCAUCCAUCGUGUGCGCAACUUUGGCAGCCUGGGGCAGGGCCGGCGGGAAUUUCCCACCAAGAAGCAUAAAUGAGCCUGUCCCUUCGGCAAGCCCUAGUCACCACUCAGGUUCCUCCAGAGUUCUACUGAGCCAACUGCCUGCCAUCCAUCCCUGCCCAGAACCUGGGAAGGGAGUUGGGCCAGCCCAGAAACUGGUAUCUGGCAGACAACACCUAUCACAGCUGCCUUUCACAGGGUUACACCUCCCAGACUCACCCUGGGAUCCACAAUCCUAUUUAUCUGUGGCCUUGGGGUAGAUGACAAUACCCCCUUUUGACCAUUUGCAUCUGAGUCGAUGAUUUACUGAUUCAGGGAAUCUGACCAAUUGUUUUCAACCCUCUCCCAGUGAGGAUUAUUAAAUGUGCUCAACCUCAGCCACCCUAAGUGUCCCCAUUUUUCUUGCAAUUGUGUCUUUUUUCUUAUAAAAUUAAACUUAGAC
Molecule: messenger RNA, 892 nt
Organism: Eptesicus fuscus (big brown bat)
Lineage: Eukaryota; Metazoa; Chordata; Mammalia; Chiroptera; Vespertilionidae
Gene: LSM10
Product: LSM10, U7 small nuclear RNA associated
Exons: 2
Coding region: 116-487 (123 amino acids)
Biological process (GO): mRNA 3'-end processing by stem-loop binding and cleavage
Cellular component (GO): cytoplasmic U snRNP body; nuclear body
Molecular function (GO): histone pre-mRNA DCP binding; U7 snRNA binding
Source: RefSeq, a predicted model, not a curated record